UUUGGGCGGCUGAGGUGGGCUCGACUGUGAGGGGGCCGAGAAGAGGAAGGAGGGCCAACAUGUCGGCGGGGAACGGAGAGGGCUGGGACGGCAACCGGCAGCGGGGCGCCGGCGGCGGGAACGGGCCCGCGGCUCAAGCCCCGCGCGGGGGGCUCCUCAACCGCUUCGUCAGGCUCCCGCCGGGCCCGGGCCGAGGCGGCCACAGAGUCCCACCAGCCAGAAGCGGCCACCGUUGUGUGGCAGACAAUGCCAACUUGUACGUUUUCGGCGGAUACAAUCCUGACUAUGAUGAGUCCGGAGGGCCAGAGAAUGAAGACUACCCGCUGUUCAGGGAGCUUUGGCGAUACAACUUUGCUACUGGCACCUGGCAUCAAAUGGGCACGGAGGGUUACAUGCCUCGAGAGUUAGCAUCUAUGUCACUUGUGUUGCACGGGAAUAACCUCUUGGUCUUUGGCGGCACCGGGAUCCCCUUUGGCGAGAGCAAUGGCAAUGACGUCCACGUCUGCAACGUCAAGUACAAGCGCUGGGCCCUCUUCAACUGUCGAGGGAAGAAGCCCAACCGCAUCUAUGGACAGGCGAUGGCGAUCAUUAAUGGCUCCUUGUACGUAUUCGGAGGCACGACAGGAUACAUUUACAGCACAGACCUGCACAAGCUGGACCUGAACACCAGGGAGUGGACCCAGCUGAAGCCAAACAACAUGCACUGUGACAUGCCAGAAGAAAGAUACAGACAUGAAAUUGCACAUGACGGGCAGAGGAUUUACAUCUUAGGAGGAGGAACCUCUUGGACAGCCUAUUCCUUAGACAAGAUCCACGCCUACAACCUUGAAACAAACACCUGGGAAGAAAUUGCAACAAAGCCUCAUAAGAAAAAAGAUUUCCCGGCGGCCAGGAGAUGUCACAGUUGUGUACAGAUAAAAAAUGAUGUCUUCGUCUGCGGAGGAUACAACGGAGAAGUGAUACUGGGAGACAUCUGGAAACUGAGCUUGCAGACCUUCCAGUGGGUGAAACUCCCGGCCGUGAUGCCAGAGCCAGUUUAUUUCCACUGCGCUGCUGUGACUCCGGCCGGCUGCAUGUACGUCCACGGAGGCGUGGUGGACAUCCAAAGGAACAAACGGACUGGCUCUCUCUUUAAGAUGUGGCUGGUAGUGCCCAGCCUCUUGGAACUGUCUUGGGAGAAGCUUCUGGGGUUUUUCCCCCACUUAGCAAACCUCACCAGAUCACAGCUUUUGCACCUUGGACUCACACAGGGACUCAUCGAGCGCUUGAAAUGAGAAGCACCUGCUCUUCAAACACUACUUUUAAAAAAGCGACUCCUCUCGCCCCUCUCUUUUCUCUCCCUCUCCCCCCCCCAUCUCUCUUUCUCCCUCUCAUUUUCUCUAUUUAUGAGCACUGCGGAGGAAUGCUGCUAGGAGAUGGGACGCCCGACUCCAAAGCCUUACUCGGCAAAUAUACAUCAGAUGCCUUCCCCCCCCCCCUGUGAAUUUUUAUUUUGAAAGUUUAUGGAAGUCAAGCUUUUUUGUUUUUAAUUUAUGGAUACCUAUAAAUACAUCAUGAAC
Molecule: messenger RNA, 1559 nt
Organism: Lacerta agilis (Sand lizard)
Lineage: Eukaryota; Metazoa; Chordata; Lepidosauria; Squamata; Lacertidae
Gene: KLHDC10
Product: kelch domain containing 10
Exons: 9
Coding region: 60-1274 (404 amino acids)
Biological process (GO): positive regulation of stress-activated MAPK cascade
Molecular function (GO): protein binding
Source: RefSeq, a predicted model, not a curated record